Messenger RNA from Exophiala dermatitidis NIH/UT8656, 360 nucleotides. Its product is annotated as DNA mismatch repair protein MSH5. The transcript is spliced from 2 exons. Gene Ontology annotation, biological process: protein folding in endoplasmic reticulum. Gene Ontology annotation, cellular component: EMC complex. The record is from RefSeq and is a predicted model, not a curated record. Bases 1 to 360 code for a protein of 119 amino acids. NCBI's taxonomy places the organism in Eukaryota, Fungi, Ascomycota, Eurotiomycetes, Chaetothyriales, Herpotrichiellaceae.
AUGUCGGUCCUUUCACGUCUCCUAGUCCUUGUCGGGCUCUUGUCGCUUUUCCAUGCGGCAUAUUCGGCGCACGAAUUCUCAAUCUUGUCCACGAAAUACCACAAAAAUGCACCCCUGCCGCUAGACAUCAAACUGGAGACACUCAUAUCAGUUUCACUUGCAUGCUUGGGUCUGAUCCUUGGCUCUGAAUCCUUAAAACCCGUCAGCUGGAAUGAAUGGGCCGGAAAGAUUGAAAGAGAGGGCGAACCCAAUCCGUUUCGGGGCCUUGAAGAUAGAGUGGGCUUUAUGGAUAUUAGAAAGGAGCGGAGAGAGUUCGCAGACUGGGCUCGUCAGCAGGGAGCGUCGGUUGCGAAAAGUUAA